UUGAGGGCGAAGAACAUACGACCGUAUUGGCCGACGGAGAUCGGAAGUCGUUACGCACGUUCGGACGGGAAAUUUUCGGUUCGAAAGAUCGGCGUCCAGAACCUUAGCUACUGCAUACUGUCGGUGCUGGCGGUUCAACGUCGCGACACGGCAGAAGAGCGCAGAAUCAAGCACGUGGUGUACCUUAAGUGGCCGGAUCACUCGGUGCCGUCCUGCACUCACGACUUUCUACAGAUCGUCGCCAACCUGAACAAAGUCGCUCGCCAACCGAAGGCCUGUAGCCACGUCGCUUCCGAUCACCCCCCGAUCGUCAUGCACUGCUUCGCCGGGAUCGGAAGGUCGGGCACGGCGGCGGCUGCGUAUUUUCUCAUCGAACUCGUGCAACGAAAGUACGCGCCGGAUAUCAGUCGCCUCGUCGCUGACCUCCGACGACAAAGGUGUUUGGCAGUGCAAGGAGUCAUUCAGUACAUAUUCCUUUACAGAGCUGUGGCUGAAUUCUUGCUGGCCAAAGCAACGCUGUCGGCUGAAUUUCCACAACAUCUGAAAUUGCUGCAUCUGCUUCGGGACUGUACUACUAAAAGCGAAUGCGACCUUGCCGUAAGUGUUUUGUCCUCCUACCUCACUUCCCUUGAAACGCGUCCUGCCCCCCCCCCCAAACGCUGCCUUCACGGCUGCUGGUGUAAUUUCCCCACCUAG
This is a messenger RNA of Soboliphyme baturini, 696 nucleotides long. The record is from the annotation of a GenBank genome assembly. NCBI's taxonomy places the organism in Eukaryota, Metazoa, Nematoda, Enoplea, Dioctophymatida, Soboliphymatidae.